Helobdella robusta is the source of this 516-nucleotide messenger RNA. RefSeq lists its product as hypothetical. The transcript has 2 exons. NCBI's taxonomy places the organism in Eukaryota, Metazoa, Annelida, Clitellata, Rhynchobdellida, Glossiphoniidae. The record is from RefSeq and is a predicted model, not a curated record. The coding region runs from base 1 to 516 and encodes 171 amino acids.
AUGAAGAACAGCAAAGAGUCAGUCAAGCAAGAUACUAAGGAUGAUUUAAGCAGUAAAGAUGAAGAACAUUUUAACACUGAAGAAGAAAAACAAGAUUCUGACAGUGGUUCUCAAGAUUCAGAUGCUCUGAAGGAAGAAAUUGUUUGGAGAGAUGAUAUGGCUUUCUUUCAUCACUUGAUCACUUGUUACAGACAGUUUAAGAAAACAGGAUGCUUCCCUAAAUCAGCUGAAGGUCAGUCAUCAUGUGACUUUAUUACUGGCACGUGGAGUGACAUCUGGUUUUCUGGUCAGGUUUAUAAUCAGGAUAACUACAAUAAUUUGGCAGCCGUUUGCAAAGAUCACUCAAAGGCAAUAAAGACUUUAAGGACUUUUUGGUCGGUUGAGCCGACUCCAAUCUCAACUCAAAGGUCAAACAUUUGUGCUGAACGUGCAAUUAAAGUUCUGCAGGAUUUACUUCUAUUGUGCAAAAGCAUUGAAAAAAUUAACAUUAAAUUUCUUUUGACAAAUGAACACUAA